AUGACAUCCACCCUCGCCGAGUUACGCCAGGUGCCACUCACUCAAGGCGCCAGCGUCAAAGGGGACUCCGGGCAGACUUACCGGAUUGAAGAACUGCUCACGGAGGCGAGGCAGACUGGGUUACACGUAUAUCGAGCGAGCGCCGAGGGCAAGCAAUACGUCAUCAAGAACAUGGUCCCCGGCGAAUUGGACUAUCAGCUCGAUCUGCAGAGACAAUUAGCUUCGUCCCCCAACAUCCGCACGGCCAUUGAUUCCGCCCGGGAGUCUGAGGCAUUCAUCUACCCCUUCCUCGACACCAAUCUCCUCCAAUUCGCCCAGAAACGCCUCUCCAUAGCCACAAGGAAGCAGAUCCUCCGGCGCGCACUACAAGGGCUCGUCGACAUGCACGCUAUUGAUAUGCAACAUAAUGGGAAGUUUGGCCGCACCUACCCCAACAACAUCCUCAUCGACUACACAGAGCCUGCUGCGGAAGGCCAAGAGUUCGCCAUCAAUCAAGUCCGGAUUGCCGACCUGGAGGAUACAGUCGUCGUCCCGCCUGGAAGUUGGCUAGAGGGACCUCUCUGCGGCAAUGCGAUGUGGCGAAGCCCCGAGAGCUGGGCGCGGUCCUUUCAAAACCAGACCUCCGAUGUGUUUUCUUUUGGUCUCGUGAUCGUCUACGUGAUGACCAAGCGGAUUGUCUUGCGCGUGCCCGACGACCAACUAAACGCGGACGACUCGUGGCGUCACAUUCUCCGCCUCCAUCUAUCAUAUUUCGCAGAUAUCGACGGCAUAGAGCGGUUUCUGGAGCAUCUAGGCGAUGAGAACCCUCCUAGAGAGCCGGUUGAGAAGUGGAUGUGGCUGGAGCCCGAGUUGAGGGACUUGGUGGCUAAGAUGACAUACAUUAAUCCGAUGAAACGGAUCACGGCGAAGGAGGCCUUGGAGCAUCCUUGGUUUGCACGCGUUGAGUAA
Aspergillus ibericus CBS 121593 is the source of this 948-nucleotide messenger RNA. Its product is annotated as kinase-like protein. The coding region runs from base 1 to 948 and encodes 315 amino acids. The record is from RefSeq and is a predicted model, not a curated record. NCBI's taxonomy places the organism in Eukaryota, Fungi, Ascomycota, Eurotiomycetes, Eurotiales, Aspergillaceae. Gene Ontology annotation, molecular function: protein serine/threonine kinase activity; ATP binding. Gene Ontology annotation, cellular component: cytoplasm. Gene Ontology annotation, biological process: protein phosphorylation. The transcript has 5 exons.